CAGUCCUCGAGUCAGCCGUAGGAAACCAGACAGGCGGUGAAAGUGAGAACUUUCGCUGUCAGGUGAGCUAGCUACUUAGCAGAGUGCCGCGACUAGCAGUAGAGGUUUGCUUGAAGCCAAAAUAGAAGCGCGGUCUUUGCUGCAGAGACAGAGGCCUGGAGUUGUUGGAAAGUGCUGUGUAGAAGGCAGCGGGGCAAUCCAGGUGCUUUUACAGAUAAUAUACUCUUGUUACUGUUCUGCAGUAAUCAUCACAAUGGCAUCUGUACCCUCAGCUGGCUGCCUUCUGGCCAAGAACCAGUACUACCGAACACGGCUGAAUUCUGACUCCAGUGUUUCUUCAAGCAGUUCCUCUUGUUCUGAACCCAUGGCCUCUGAACAGGAAAAGCACUUCAAUGGGUUACCUGAAGUAUUUGAAAGAUGUUGGUGGAUAAAAAGCUUUUUCCACUGUGAGUCUGUGCCUCAGAAUGUGGGCAGAAAAACUUUAUCAGCCAGCAGUGCUAACAGCUGACUUGGACAGCAAGCUGAGGGUUCCUACAAUGACACUACAUAUACAUACUUACUACAUGAAAGACCUGGGGUCUUCCAGGUGGCUGUGUGCAGUUGUGUGAAGAAAACAAACUGCUUGAAGCUUCAGAUGAAAGGGAAACAGUACACAUUUCCAAGGAUUUAUCCAUCUUAAGACAAUCAGCAACUCAUCUUUCCAUGUCUGUUGCAGAGUUCUUGAUAGUGAACAGGUGUUCUACAUUUCAUUUCAAAAUAACUCUUGCAUAUCAUUGGGCAAAAUGAGAAUGAAAAGCCUCAUUAACAAGGAGUGUUUGCUAAUUAUGCAUAUUAUCCUUUGAAAAUUCUGUAGACUGGGGCAAAACGAUAAGGUUAUUCUAUCAUAUGUGCAAUGUUUCCUUCUUUAAUGGUACACUGAACGACCCUUCCUCAUAGGCUUACGUUUUAGAAUGCUAGUUACAUCACCAACCUUGUACUUUUAGAUGAAACUUGUUCAAAUGCCAAAUAUGGAUUUUACCUACUUGCCAAUAUUUAAAAGCAAAAACUUUGUUUAUCGAGGACUCCCAUUAAAGAGUGAAAUGUUAUCCUAAUCCUAAAUGUACUAUAUAGAAGUAGAUUCCACUAAUCUCAUUGGGAAUGGCUUCCACAUAGGUAUUAUUAGCAUUGCUACUUUGGUUAGUACCACACCUACAUGACUUGCCAUGUAGUCCAAUCUCAUCUGAAGCCCCAAGGUUGAGAACCCUUGUUUUAUUAGUUUCUCAACUACUCAGUUGAUGGAAGAACCUACAGUGGCUCGGUGUCCGAUUGAUACCAAUUCUAAAGCAUAUGUAAACUUUGUCUUAACACAUUGCAACCUGUGGCAAUUACGUAGUCCAUGUUCUGAAUAGCUAACAUCUUCACACUCAACUCUUCUUUUGGAAUUCUUUCAUAAAUACUUUGAAAAUGUUGAAGGUCGUGGGCCAUAAUAUUUGUUAUAUCAGUGGACAGCCGUUGUGUUUAGUACCAGACAGAACAUCACUGUAAUGUAAGAAUGUUUAAUGAGAUCUGGAAGUGAAAUUGCUUAAUUAAGUAGGGAAACUUGCAGGUAAUUGACACUAACCUAGCAUACAUAAGGGUUGGUUUUCUACAUAACUUUCUAGGGUAUUGUGCAUGCAUGUACUAUGCUUGCCUUCUCCUGUCCUUAUGCUACUUACCAUUCACAUGUGAUGAUUUAGAAACUAAAAUUCUAGUGGGAGUAAAUGGAAUACAGGUUGAAUUUUAGAAAGGGAUAAGGACAGGGAUGUAGGGUGGGAGAAGACUUUCAGUUUGUGGACUCAUCUUGUUACAUUUAGAUUCAUCUUUGUACAUGUAAAAAAUCUUGUAUAGUUUUAUCAGAGAGAUGUCUUAAUGUACAGAAUGCAUUUUUUUACUAGUUUUUGUACUAAAUAAAUGACAUUUUUCAAA
Hemicordylus capensis (graceful crag lizard) is the source of this 1944-nucleotide messenger RNA. It is a transcript of the gene PPDPFL, whose product is annotated as pancreatic progenitor cell differentiation and proliferation factor like. NCBI's taxonomy places the organism in Eukaryota, Metazoa, Chordata, Lepidosauria, Squamata, Cordylidae. The record is from RefSeq and is a predicted model, not a curated record. The transcript has 5 exons. The coding region runs from base 254 to 508 and encodes 84 amino acids. Gene Ontology annotation, biological process: multicellular organism development; cell differentiation.